GACAGGAAGCAGAGCUGGAGGCUGGCACAUCUCCUCAUGCCUUCUCCGUCAGUACCACUAUGUUGCUGAUCCAAAGACUUGGACUGAAGCUCAGGCCUACUGCAGAGAGAAAUACACAGACCUGGCCACCAUUCAGAACACUACAGAAAUGGACCAACUUGCCGACACAGUUUCAUCUUCUGGCCACAACUCUGACGUCUGGAUUGGUCUGUACAGUGUAGUUGACUGGAGGUGGUCAGACGGCUACAAUGGGAGUGGAGCGGAAUAUAGGAACUGGCAAAACCGUAUUGACAACGAACCAGACUUUUACUCAUUCCAUCAAUUCUGUGUGAUCAUUGGAAGCGCCGGAGGGUGGUGGGAUGAUUCAUGCUCAAUAUCCUACCCAUUUAUCUGUUACAGAGGAACACAGCUGGAGCCUCAGUUUGUUUUAGUCCCGAAUGGAAAGAAUUGGUCCGAUGCUCAGAGGCACUGCAGGGAGAACUUCAUAGAUCUGGCCACUGUGAGGAGCGGCACUGAGAACCAGGAGAUCCACAGCUUGGUGCCGAGUGAUGCCUGGGUGUGGAUUGGUUUGUCCAGAGACCCCAACAUGUACUGGUCAGAUGGGAGUGGCUACACAUUUAGCUUCUUGUCCACAGGUUCAAUCAACAUUAGCUCGACGAGCAUCAUAUGUGGUACAGCUCUGCAGAAAUCAGGAAAGCUGAGGCACUGUGAAUCUAGAUUUCCAUUUGUCUGCUACAGCGUCCCUCCACCUCCACCUUUAAUGAGACAGGUGGUAAAGCUGAGGAUCGAGCCAGACGACCCCUCUGUGGAUGUGAAUGACCCUGCUGUGAAAGCAAACAUCCUAAAAAAGCUCCAGGACAGGCUGAAGGAGAAAGGAAUGAGUGGUGUCACCCUGAAGUGGAGAGAGCAGCCCGAUGGGAAAGUCUUCCACAAGGAGAAAAAAAGUUCACGGAAGAAAACUGAGCUCUGAAACUAAAGUCCAACUUUAUUUCUGAUUAUCUGACACCUUUGGUGAAUGGGGAUUCUCUGUAGUACACUUUUGUAGCAGCUGUGUGAAAUAUUUUAAUGGAAUGUAAUGAUGUUGAGCACGGGCAGAGCCGGAGGUUGUAAACAUCUGGGGCUCAGCCAAAACCUAGGGGGGCCCAGGGGCAUGCCACCAUAGGAGACUUUUUCCCCAUUGAUGGUAGCCAUGUGCACUAUUUUUCAAGCUGUCUGUGAUAAUAGAAUACCUUAAAAUCUGUGCAUUAUUUGGAAAAAAAAAUCCAAGAAAUAAAAAACAAAAAAAAACAUGAUAGUUGCCAAGGACAAAAAUCAUUUCAUCAUUCUCAAACUAUAACACAACAAAUGUGGAUGACUCAUUUUCCUUCAUGCCAUCUAAAAAGAGGCAAAAUUGUCUGAUGUUACUAUUUUUCAGUUCCAUAACAUAGGUAGGGUUGGAUUUUACCAAUCUUGAAACCUGUUUUUGUUAAACUAUGCUGGGAUGAAGUUCACAGAAUUAAUGUUUAGCUGACAAAUCUGCUAAAUUUGAA
Molecule: messenger RNA, 1529 nt
Organism: Epinephelus fuscoguttatus (brown-marbled grouper)
Lineage: Eukaryota; Metazoa; Chordata; Actinopteri; Perciformes; Serranidae
Product: C-type mannose receptor 2-like
Exons: 5
Coding region: 149-970 (273 amino acids)
Source: RefSeq, a predicted model, not a curated record